UGUGUACCUGUGUCAAUCAAUCUUUUCCACUUUGAAAUUACUAUAAAUGUUGGAUCUUUAUAGCAUGACAGGUCUUGAGUGUUGUCUUCGUAGUAUAAGUUCCUGAUUGCAACUCAUUCAUCCUACGGUGGUAGUGUACAUUGCAUUUCCCGGUUUACCUUUUCAGAAAAAAGUUAUCCUGGUUUAGUUUCUCCAGUUUCCUUAGUCAGUGGAUUAACCAUGUCAUACGCCAUUUACAACUCAUACUUGUAACCAGUUGCAGCUCUAGAAAUAGAAAGAGAGAUUUCAAUCUUUAGAGAUGGAGACUGAUGUUCCAAGCAGUCAUGUACCAGAAGAAAAGCACAAACUAAACAAAACAAUGAAGAGAACACUCAUAAUAUUGAACUGCAUAAUGUUGGGGCUCGGCAACUGUGGUGGUCCUUUGAUUCAGCGUCUCUACUUUCUUAAAGGAGGCAAGAGAAUUUGGUUCUCAUGCUGGUUACUAACUGCUGGUUGGCCAUUUCUUUUGUUUCCACUCCUGAUUUCUUAUGCUUAUCGUAGAAGCAAAGAAGGUCCUGCAACAAAAGUUUGGUCUGUCAAGCCUAGAUUGUUCCUUUGUUGUGCCUUUAUUGGCCUUUUAACAGGGGUGGAUGAUUAUUUGGCUGCUUAUGGCGUUUCGCGCCUUCCUGUCAGUACCUCUGCUCUUAUAAUUGCCACUCAAUUGGCAUUUACUGCCGCAUUUGCCUUCCUCCUGGUUAAGCAAAAGUUUACACCUUUUAUCAUCAAUUCAAUAUUUUUAUUGUCUCUUGGUGCUGUAGUGCUUGGAUUUCAUUCUAGCACCGAUCGUCCUGCUCAUGAUUCCAACGUGCAAUACUACAUUGGUUUCUUUAUGACACUUGGAGCAUCUGCGUUAUACGGAUUUGUUUUGCCGCUGAUGGAGCUAACUUGCAAGAAAGCUAAGCAAGUCAUCACUUAUUCUCUGGUCAUGGAGAUGCAGUUGGUCAUAUCCUUCUUUGCAACUGCAUUCUGCACUGUAGGAAUGCUUAUCAACCAUGACUUCGCGGGCUCUCUCUCUCUCUUUAGCUCUACAUGUUUAUCUGCAAUUACAAGAGAGGCAAGAGAAUUUGAGCUUGGACAAUCAAGAUACUAUGCAACGCUGGUAUCAAACGCAUUUUUGUGGCAAUUCUUCCUCUUGGGGGCCAUUGGAGUCACUUUUCUUGUCUCAGCAUUGCUCUCUGGUAUCGUAAUUGCUACUCUGCUGCCGGUGACAGAGUCCUUAGCGGUAUUGUUCUUCCAUGAAAGAUUCCCAGUUGAAAAAGGAAUUUCUCUUGCUUUGUCUCUUUGGGGUUUCCUCUCUUACUUCUACGGCGAACUCCAAGAGAUCAAGAAAAAGAAGAAGGAAGUAGAAUUAGGGUCCGUUUGUACUUGAAUCAUUGGCGUUAUUAGUGGCAUACCAUACAUGUUUUAGUUGGUGUUUGUGAAUAGGAAGCCUGUGGCUUCUACUCCAGGAAGGGCUGCUUUGAAGGUUAUCUGCUUGAAUUGGGACAUUGUAGCUGUCUUUUGUGCUUACAAUGAAAAAUGAAGAAAUUCAAGCUUCUGUACAAUCACACAAAUAUUUGUUUUUUAUCUAA
Molecule: messenger RNA, 1610 nt
Organism: Coffea eugenioides
Lineage: Eukaryota; Viridiplantae; Streptophyta; Magnoliopsida; Gentianales; Rubiaceae
Product: purine permease 3-like
Exons: 2
Coding region: 299-1408 (369 amino acids)
Cellular component (GO): membrane
Molecular function (GO): purine nucleoside transmembrane transporter activity
Source: RefSeq, a predicted model, not a curated record